Molecule: messenger RNA, 1191 nt
Organism: Chironomus riparius
Lineage: Eukaryota; Metazoa; Arthropoda; Insecta; Diptera; Chironomidae
Source: the annotation of a GenBank genome assembly
UUGCACAAUCAUUUCAAAAAAAGCUCAGUUCAGUUUUAACACUCGAAUCGACAUGAAUGAAUCAAAAGAGAGUCUCGUAAAAGCAAUUGAGGAAAGUAGUGAUGUUCUAGAUAAGUUUGAAGAAUGGAUAGCCACGCAAAAGCAUAUUCCUAAGAAUAUUCCAAGGUCAGUGCUGAUUCGCUACUUUCACGUUAAACAAAAUGAUCUUGAAGAAGCCAAAAAGUUGCUUGACGGAAAUGUCAAAUUUAGAUUGAAACAUCCAUUUUACUUUACUGAUCGCAGAUUGGAUACUGAAGAAUUUCGUUGUUCUAAUAAACUUUUCCAAUUAAUAGAAUGCCCAAAAAUGACAAAGGAGAAGCACCACAUCACAGUAUUCCGUAUCAAAAACCCAGACGUUAGCAAUUUUGUCAUAAAGGAAAUAAUUAAAACAUUUUUCUUGGUGCAAGAUAUGUGCGCUGUUGAAACACCGAGAAUAAAUCGUAAUAUUUUUAUCUAUGAUGCCAAAGGAGCUACUUUAAAGCAUUUCAUGAAGCUUGUUACAAAUUUAUCGACAGUUUUACAUUUUCUGUAUUAUGAGGAACAUUACAUACAUGUUGAUAUUAUUAACAAUCAUUUUGUUAACUGCUCUCCAAUCGUUAAUAAGGUCGUUAAUCUUAUUUCGCCAUUUUUGAAAAAAGAAUCUGUUGAAAAUAUGGUUUUUCAUUCUUCAUUCAACACUCUUCAUGAAUAUAUUGACAAAGAUUGCUUACCUAUUGAAUAUGGCGGGAACUUUGGAACUUUAGAUGAAUUUCAUGAGAUCAAUUUGAAGCAAUUGUUUAAGAAUCGUGACUAUCUUGGGAGAAAGGAGAAUUUUCUUCUUCAAAAUUAACAAUAAUUAAAUUAAUCUUUAUAAUUUUCACUUAAUUUGUACUAGCAUUUAAAUAUCUAGUAAGGCCAUAAAAGCAGAUUUUGGCAUCUUGGCUACGCACUUGAUUACGGACGUCUAUAGAUCUAGCAGUGAGCCAGCUUAAUAAUGGAAACCUGAGACUAGUUUCCAGGUUCUUCGAUUAUUCCUAGAAUCAAACUUCAUUAUUUUUUAAUUUUUCUCCAACAUGUGCCAUUGCGUAGUCAAGACGUCAAGCUUCUAAAUAAGUUCUUAAAAAUCAUUUUAGACUAAAGUUAUAUUGAUAUUUAAAAGAUUUAAAACUGUAU